This is a messenger RNA of Cynoglossus semilaevis (tongue sole), 2417 nucleotides long. Its product is annotated as exostosin-1b-like. Gene Ontology annotation, molecular function: glycosyltransferase activity. Lineage: Eukaryota; Metazoa; Chordata; Actinopteri; Pleuronectiformes; Cynoglossidae. The transcript is spliced from 3 exons. Bases 378 to 767 code for a protein of 129 amino acids. Gene Ontology annotation, cellular component: membrane. The record is from RefSeq and is a predicted model, not a curated record.
GAAAAAUCUUUUUCCAAAUUUUUUAAGUAUUCAGAAUACUUUAAUUAGAUGAGAAACAUACUUAAAACAUAACAUUUUGAAAUCACCAAUUUCAAACAUUUUCAUGAACAUUUUUCAACUUUUGACCAAUUUAGUCAUAGUCAUUAUAAUGCGUUGUUUAAAUGUCAGGUCACAACAACGGUCAACAAUGAUUUUGUUCACAGCAAAUGAGAUCAUUUGUUUAUUAACGGGUUUGUUUUUCUCUUUAGGUGGAUUUUGCUUUCACUGUCUGGCAAAGUUUUCCUGAGAGGAUAGUUGGUUACCCCGCCCGCAGCCACUUCUGGGACAGCAACAAGGAGCGCUGGGGCUACACCUCCAAAUGGACCAACGACUAUUCCAUGGUGUUGACUGGAGCUGCCAUCUACCACAGGUACUACCAUCACCUCUACACCCACUUCCUGCCCAGCAGUCUGAAGAACAUGGUGGACCAGCUGGCCAACUGUGAGGACAUCCUCAUGAACUUCCUGGUCUCCGCUGUCACCAAGCUGCCGCCCAUCAAGGUCACGCAGAAGAAACAGUACAAGGAGACGAUGAUGGGUCAGUCUUCUCGGGCCUCUCGGUGGGCCGACCCGGACCACUUCGCCCAGCGACAGACCUGCAUGAACAAGUUCGCCAGCUGGUUUGGCGCCAUGCCGCUGGUCCACUCCCAGAUGAGACUGGACCCGGUCCUGUUCAAGGACCAGGUUUCCAUCCUACGCAAGAAAUACAGGGACAUCGAGAGGCUCUGACAGGACCGGCGCCCCCUGGGAGGAGACCCUUCACAGGGGGAGGUGCGAGAGACUGAGACGGGGAGCGACGCAGCUCCGUCUUCCACUCAGCACGUCGCCAACGACCACAGCGCCACCGCCGCUGGGACUCCGCCUACAAGUGGAUGAAACGGAAAAGAAGCAGCCGGUAAAUGGACUGGACGACAAAGUGACAAGUGGACAGACAAACGUUGUGGACGAGCCAAACAAACAGUGCUGUGAACACACAGCGCCCACUACUGACGACGGCGAGGAGAAACUCUUGAAUAGAAUAUUUUUUUGUACAACAGGGGGCGACACUGACUUUCCCUGCUCGUUCAGCACAUGUACAGGAAGGUAGAAGAGGGAAAGGAGUUCAGGGCCUACGCCAACCCACGGGGCGUGGCCCAAACAAAAAGCAGUGACUCAGCAUCCUGGACUCACGACCAAACCUUUGCUUCUACUUUUCUUUUCUCUCUAAGUUGUUUUUACCCCUAAAUAAAAGUCAUUUCCAGAUUUUGAUUCUGCUGCUGCUGUCAUGCCCCCCCCUCAACCCCCCCGAGAUAUGUUUGGGCUUCAAUUAGGAGCACCUGUUUCAUCUGGAGUCGUUUUCUUCCCUGAGGACGAACUCCUGAUGAAACUGUCGGUGGUCAAACCUCUGACCCUGAACUUUGACCCAGCGGCUAAAACUAAAGUGUUUGCUGCAAAAUAAAUGUUUUUUCCAAACAAUAUUUAACUUCCCACAGGCACAGACAAACUUGGGAACUAAGUCAGUUAGCCAAGUAUGUUAGUUUACUGUUAGCAGGCAAGGGGUGGAUAAACUGUUCCACAAGGGGGCGCUGUGGCUGCAGGGUUUUGUUUCAACCUGUGACGAGGUCACUGAUUGACCAAUCAACUGUCUGAAGACUCAGAUCAGUGGGUCAAUCAGUGAGUUCUUCACAGCUUGGAGCAAAAACUUGCAGCAACAGCGCCCUCUUGUGGAACAGUUUGCCCAGCCCUUGUAAACUAACAUGCUAGGCUAACUGCUUUAGUCGCCAUAAGCUUGUCUGUGCCGGGGGAACUCAAAUAUUGUUUGAAAAAUAAAGUGACAGCCAUGGUUAAGUGUUAGCGCUGUCAUCUCAAAGCUAGCUUUAGCCGCUGGGUCAAAGUCCAGGGUCAGUGGUUUGGUCACUGACGGUUUCAUCAGAAGUUCGUCCUCAGGGAAGAAAACGACUCCUGUUGAAACACGCCCUCUCUAAUUGAAGCCCGAACCUACCGCUGCCAAUUAGCCAAUCAGGGGAGCGCCUGCUUGGCUGGAACAAAAACCUGCAGCCACAGCGCCCCCUUGUGGAACAGAAACUAUUGUUGAAAUUUGAGGGCCGACAACGCUACGAAUCAAAUUUGGAAAAAACCUACUAAUUAAAGACUAAAGUAGUACGUAGGAGUUCAACAGACCUGGUGCCGACAGUUCAUGCCUCCGUGCCUGGGCGACAGCGAUGUAUUUCGUCCACUCACUCUCCCAGACGUCGGAUCUGAAAAGUGAACAACGACAGAAUUAGUACUUUCAACUGUCAGAAGGAAUUUCUGUGCCAAAUUUGAUCAAAUGUAUAUUUUUUUUUUUCUGUUCUUUGAACCAAAAAUAAAAAGCGACAGCUCCGUCAGCUAACACGCCAA